AGGUUAGUGACUUGACACUCUUCUUCUCCGACGAUUCUGAGGUUCAUUUUCGUGACAUACGGGGUUUCUAUGUGAUUACUGAGAACUUUGCCUUUCGCGCCGGUUCUCGUUGAUUUUUUUUUUCGAUUUAGGUAUUUCCAUGUGAGACUAACAUUUGUGGCUCGUUUACUCGCAGAUCAAAGGGACAGAGAACGUGUCUGGGCCACCUACUAGGAUGGAUAACAGUUCUGAUGAAGAGUCAGAGAUCAGUGAGUCUGAGAUAGAUGUCUAUUAUGAAAAACCUUACGAGAAACUGAUGAAUGGGGAUUACAAGGUUAAGGUGAAGGACACAUUCAGGUGUCCCUUUUGCGCUGGGAAGAAGAAGCAGCAUUACAAGUAUAAGGAGCUACUUGCUCAUGCGUCUGGUGUUGCCAAAGGAUCUGCGAGUAGAAGUGCUAAGCAAAAAGCAAAUCACUUUGCGUUGGCUAAAUACAUGGAGAACGAGCUUGCUGGUGAUGCUGAUGUCCCACGCCCACAAAUCCCCUCUUCCUCAACGGAGCAGUCUCAGGCAGUUGUGGAUGACAUUUAUGUCUGGCCUUGGAUGGGGAUUGUCAUCAACCCUGUAAGAAGAACUGAUAACAAGAAUGUGCUCCUUGAUUCAGCCUACUGGUUGAAGAAGCUCGCUAGGUUCAAUCCUCUUGAGGUGAAAACCCUUUGGCUUGACCAGGAAUCCGUAGUUGCCGUCAUUCCUCAGUUUAACAGUGGUUGGAGUGGGUUUAAGAGUGUCACAGAGCUUGAGAAGGAAUAUGAGAUUAGGGGCUGCGGCAGAAAGGACUGGAUUGAUAAAAGAGGAGACUGGAGGUCUAAGGCUUAUGGUUGGUGCGCACGUGCAGAUGACUACAACUCUCAAGGGUCGAUAGCAGAGUACCUGUCCAAAGUAGGAAAACUGAGAAGUUUCUCUGAUAUCACCAAGGAGGAAAUUCAGAAUAAGAGUAUUGUGGUGGAUGAUCUAGCAAAUAAAAUUGCUAUGACAAAUGAGGAUCUGAACAAGCUCCAGUACAUGAACAAUGAGAAAACGCUCUCUCUGCGGAGGGUUCUCAUAGAGAAAGACGAGCUGGACCGAGUUUAUAAACAAGAAACAAAAAAAAUGCAGGAGUUAUCGCGGGAGAAAAUAAACAGGAUCUUUAGAGAAAAAGAGAGGCUAACCAAUGAACUGGAGGCUAAGAUGAAUAAUCUGAAGAUUUGGUCCAAACAAUUGGACAAGAAGCAAGCAUUAACUGAACUGGAGAGACAAAAGCUUGAUGAAGACAAGAAGAAGAGCGAUGUCAUGAACAGCUCCCUCCAGUUGGCUUCCCUGGAGCAGAAAAAGACAGAUGAUCGUGUCCUAAGACUUGUGGAUGAACACAAGAGGAAAAAAGAGGAGACGUUGAACAAGAUCCUUCAGCUUGAGAAGGAGUUAGACAGCAAGCAGAAACUUCAAAUGGAGAUUCAGGAGCUGAAAGGAAAGCUGAAAGUCAUGAAGCAUGAGGAUGAAGAUGACGAGGGCAUUAAGAAGAAAAUGAAGAAGAUGAAGGAAGAGCUAGAGGAAAAGUGUUCUGAGUUACAAGAUCUAGAGGAUACUAACUCGGCUCUCAUGUGUAAUAUGUAGAGUGAAAUGUUGGUGACAUGGUCAAACGCUAAUCGGUUGAGAAAUCUGUAUGAUGAGGAUGCACAAGGGUGAUUUCCCAACUGCUUUAGGUUUCUGUUAAACAGCGUUACAGAUGCUCACCGUGAUAUAGGUCCAUAAUCUGUGAAUAGUUCCGAGCGGCCAUAAUGGAACCUGAGCUGUGAAUGAUUAAUUGUUUGCAUGUUAUGUUUUUUUUUUUUCAGGAAUUGAGAGAAUUGGUGAGUGAUCGAAACAUCAUCAGGGUAAAGAGGAUGGGAGAACUUGAGGAAAAGCCCUUCAUGACAGCAUGCAGGCAGAGAUGCACAGUUGAAGAAGAAGCUCAGGUGCAGUAUGCCAUGCUUUGCUCGAAAUGGCAGGAAAAGGUCAAGGAUUCAGCGUGGCAGCCAUUCAAACAUGUGGGGACUGGAGACAGAAAGAAGGAAGUGGUGGAUGAAGAAGAUGAGGAAAUAAAGAAACUGAGAGAAGAGUGGGGAGAAGAAGUGAAGAAUGCAGUUAAGACAGCACUGGAGGAGCUUAAUGAGUUUAAUCCUAGUGGGCGCUACUCAGUCCCAGAACUGUGGAAUUCCAAGCAAGGAAGAAAAGCCACACUGAAAGAAGUGAUUGAUUACAUUACGCAGCAGGUCAAAACUCUCAAACGCAGACGAGCCUAAAAGGAAACAAACAUAUGCCGGAGGGAAUAGAUAAAUUUGGCCGUGGUUGCAUACUUUUAACUGUUAUGUAGUAGUAUUGGGGCUUUUCUGGGGAUGCCGGAGGGAUGAAUUUAUUAAUUGCAAAAAUCCUCGAUAAGCCCCAAGACCUGUUAUGUAGUAUUGGGGCUUUUCUGUCUCACGGUGGGCCUUUUAACCGUUUAUUUGAGGCAAUUAACUUCAGAUAUCAGCGAUUUCUGUACUGACUAAUAAUUCGUGGGCCUAAUGAAAGGCCCACUGUUGCUUUUUAAACGGGCCCAAUAAGUUACAAUCAGUGAGUUUAUUUUAUAAAAAAAAAGAUUACAC
This is a messenger RNA of Arabidopsis thaliana (thale cress), 2637 nucleotides long. RefSeq names its product XH/XS domain-containing protein (gene FDM5). The transcript has 8 exons. Lineage: Eukaryota; Viridiplantae; Streptophyta; Magnoliopsida; Brassicales; Brassicaceae. The record is from RefSeq and is marked reviewed. Bases 215 to 1627 code for a protein of 470 amino acids. Gene Ontology annotation, biological process: regulatory ncRNA-mediated gene silencing; gene silencing by siRNA-directed DNA methylation.